Molecule: messenger RNA, 1005 nt
Organism: Penicillium brasilianum
Lineage: Eukaryota; Fungi; Ascomycota; Eurotiomycetes; Eurotiales; Aspergillaceae
Source: the annotation of a GenBank genome assembly
AUGGACCAGAACCAGCCCCUUUUCGCUUUAAUCCAGCAACUCCAGCAACAACUCGUCGACCAGCAACGCCAGCUAGAAGCCCUUACGCCUACUCGACCCCAGUUCAGAUUACCAGAUCCGCCUAGAUUCGACGGCCGACCAUUUAGUCUAAAGACGUGGCUUCCAGCUAUUCAAGCAAAGCUACGGUCGGACGGCUUAGUCGGUCAACCAGCAUUUAACUACGUUUACGAUCGCCUCGAGCCAUCCCAGCAAGCCUCAGUCUUACAUCUUCGCGAAACCAACCCAACACCCGAAGCAGUCUUCCAGUACUUCGAACGUCUUUGUUAUAACCCUCGUGAGAAACAAGAUGCAGUGCUACGAUUCGCCAAUAUCCGCCAGAAAGACGACGAAAGCCUAGUCGCCUACCUCGCCCGAUUCGAACGUCUAUCGCAUGAAGCUAAGGUCCAUCAGCAAGAUCUCCUUCGUACGAUUACCCUACACCGUGGCCUACGGCCCACGUUACGCCAGAUCCUCGAGCAAUCUUAUGAUACUCUAUUCGAUCUCGAAUACGAUGAUUAUAUUGAACUACUCCAGCGCCACGAUCGCCGCCAGCAGCGCCCGAUUAUCCAGAACCAGCAACGCCAGAACCAGAUUAGCCAGAACCAGAUUAGCCAGAACCAGACCCGCCAGACCCAGUCUCGCCAAAGCCAGCUAGACCUAAUGGACCUUGACCCGAUUCGCGUACGAACAGCCAGAAUCAAGCCAGCUAUACCUACUAGUUCAGCCCCAGGGCCCCCGAAGGAUCCUGCAAAAUACCUUAAGGACAAGAUCGACACAGCUACACUCUAUACCGAUGAAGAUCGCGAAUACCGUCGUGCUCGACGAAGCCUACUUAGCCAGUGCUACUGCUGUGGCUCCUCAAAUCAUUGGAUUUCCGAUUGCCCUGUUUCCCGCUCCCGUUCUUCCAGCGCGUCUAGUAGACGGCCUACGCCGUAUGACGCUUAUCCCUCCGACGACGACCCCUAG